Molecule: messenger RNA, 824 nt
Organism: Solanum stenotomum
Lineage: Eukaryota; Viridiplantae; Streptophyta; Magnoliopsida; Solanales; Solanaceae
Product: nuclear transport factor 2B
Exons: 2
Coding region: 189-566 (125 amino acids)
Biological process (GO): nucleocytoplasmic transport
Cellular component (GO): nuclear pore central transport channel
Source: RefSeq, a predicted model, not a curated record
AACUUGCGUAUCCAUGCAGCAGCCUAUAUUCCCUUUUUUACAUUUUGCUUUUUCCUAUAUAUAUUCUUUCCUUGAUAGCCAAACCAUUUACUUUCUUAUAUUCUAUUCCCUCAAGCCUUGCCCUCUUUGUGCUUGAAAUACUAUUAAAGACAUCGAUCCGAAGUGAGUUGAGAAUUUUGAAAGGGGACAUGGAAGAACAAACAGAAAUAGUAGGAAGGGCAUUUGUAGAUCACUAUUACAAUCUUUUCGACAAUGAUCGAUCAUCGGUUGGUACUCUGUAUCAACCAAGCUCCAUGUUCUCAUUUGAGGGCCAAAAGUUGCUCGGAAGUGAAGAUAUCUCUGCUAAGCUUAAUGCCUUGCCUUUUGGACAAUGCCGCCAUGUGAUUAGCACCAUUGAUUCUCAACCUUCGUCAUUUUCUGGAGGGAUCAUAGUCUUUGUCAGUGGAAGCAUUCAACUUCUUGGAGAGGACCAUCCACUGAGGUUUAGUCAGAUGUUUCACUUGAUCCCAACUAUGGAAGGAAGCUUCUUUGUGCAGAAUGACAUAUUUCGCCUCAACUAUGGCUAGUUUAGCUAGCGUUCAUGUGGCGAAAAUGUUGAUCACGAGAAGAAAAAACAGUGUUUAUUUGAGUGGAAAUGUGGAAGAGAGAAAAUUAUUGGUGAUGUAAGUUGAUUUGAUUGUGGUGUUGCCUUAACGAAGGAAAUAGGAGCUUCACAUUAUUUGAUUUGCUAAUUGCUUUGUAAUUUUGGGCAACAGUUAUUCAAUUUGCAAUCACUAGUAGUUAGUACCAUCAAGUCCAAAUAAUUAAAAUUUAUACCUUCGUAU